This is a messenger RNA of Paramecium sonneborni, 432 nucleotides long. Lineage: Eukaryota; Ciliophora; Oligohymenophorea; Peniculida; Parameciidae. The record is from the annotation of a GenBank genome assembly.
AUGAUGGGUUUGGUAAAUUUUUAUCAAUUAAAAAUUAAAAAUGCUUAGAUAUUGAGAGCAGUCUUCAAUGCCANCAAAACAUUGCUGUGAUGGAUUGCUAUUUAAUUCAGAGAUUCCUAUGUAACAUGUGGAUGGUUAUAAUCAGAAGUUAUAAGAAGAUUAAGAUAAUUAAGAUUAAAUUAUGAUCCAGCUGACAUUAUUGGAUUAAAGACUAAUAAUAUACAUCUAGAUUAUCAAAUGAGUUGUAUGUAUUACUAUUUAACUAAUUUGGAUGAAGUUCUUUUAAUGUCUUAAAUUCAUUAACAAUUAAAACAAACAAUUAAUUUACAUAGAUUUAAAAUAAUAUAAUAAUUAGCAACAGGGAGGUUAUCUGUAGUAUGUUUAGUAAAGAAAUAAAGAGAAUGGAUCAUUUUAUGCAAUGAAAGUGAUUGA